GAAACAUAAAUAAAGAGAUUACACAGGCGAAUUCUGUGAAAUUGCAGAGAGGAAUUAGGGCAAAAUGGCGAAUUCGAAAAUACAAACACCAGCAUAUCCAAGUGCAGCAAGACUUGCUGAUUCUGAUUGCUAUCCUCAAUACACUGCUUCUCUCAAAUGUUUGGAACAGUUUAACUCAGACAAGAGCAAAUGUCAAGAACAUUUUGAUGUUUACAAGGAAUGCAAGAAAAAGGAGAGGGAGGCUCGGCUGGAGCGCAAUCGAAGUCGAUCUUUAUUCUCAUGAGUCAUAACAAAUUGAAGUCUACAGUGCUGUCGUUAUGUAAUAUUUAUCAGGCUAAUAAUACUUCAUGUAACUUAUUCCAAGAAGCAACUGGAAUGCAGAUCCUUCAUGUUAGAAUCAAAGUGAUCGUGUUUGUUGUAGCCUUUUGGCUCGUUUUUGGUAAUAGGUUUAUUGAUUCUGUUUCACUUCGAAUAAAUGAUGAGGAUUGUGUUGAAGAUAUUUGAAUGUUGAUAAGGCCGAGUAUUGGGAGCUAUGUUUUCUAUUUUGAUAGUUUUCCUUGUGCAACUCUUCUAGUUUCUAAUUUCUGUUGUAAACGAAGAAGAGUUAUAGACACUGGUGUGGUUAGACUGGCGAUUCAUGUUCAA
Molecule: messenger RNA, 645 nt
Organism: Lycium barbarum (goji berry)
Lineage: Eukaryota; Viridiplantae; Streptophyta; Magnoliopsida; Solanales; Solanaceae
Product: cytochrome c oxidase-assembly factor COX23, mitochondrial
Exons: 3
Coding region: 65-283 (72 amino acids)
Source: RefSeq, a predicted model, not a curated record